This is a messenger RNA of Capsicum annuum, 1248 nucleotides long. Its product is annotated as 60S ribosomal protein L2, mitochondrial. The record is from RefSeq and is a predicted model, not a curated record. Lineage: Eukaryota; Viridiplantae; Streptophyta; Magnoliopsida; Solanales; Solanaceae. Gene Ontology annotation, molecular function: RNA binding; transferase activity; structural constituent of ribosome. Gene Ontology annotation, cellular component: ribosome; large ribosomal subunit. The transcript is spliced from 2 exons. Bases 294 to 902 code for a protein of 202 amino acids. Gene Ontology annotation, biological process: cytoplasmic translation.
AACUUGGGAUCUUAUGUUGAUAAUUUUUAUUGUCAAUACCAAAACUUUUUCCAAAAUCUACUUGCAAUACAUAUGGUCAAGCAAAUCCUUAUUAAUUGUUACUCACAAAUGUAAAUAAAAAAAAUAAAGAACGAACAUAAAAACUCAAAUUGAUCCCCUACUCCCAACCGGACAGUCAAAUCCCUACAAAAAAAAAAAAAAAAAAAACUACUGUAGUAAGAAAAGCCGAGUAGUCACUGUCGUUAAACCCUGCCCCUCCAAGAACACAAACGAAUUCCAAAAGGAAAAAGAAAAUGGCUCUUUGGAGAGCGAGAAUGGCUUCUUCGUCCCUACUUCGCAAUGUCAUCAGUCGCUCUUUCUCUACCAGUCCAUUUGAAGCAAUGGUGUCGAAAAUGAAGCCAUCAAAGGAACUAGAAUCAAUGAUGGAACAAUUUUCACUGGACAUAAGUUCCCAAAUUGGAAGUUGUAUGCCAUUAGGUAUGAUGAGAAUCGGAACCCUAAUUCACAACAUCGAGAUCCGACCCGGACAAGGCGGUAAGUUGGUUAGAGCAGCUGGUACAUCUGCAAAAAUACUUACGGAGCCAAGUGCAUCGACAAAGUUUUGUGAAGUGAAGUUGCCAUCAGGUGUGAAGAAAUUGGUUGAUGUUAAAUGUAGGGCGACGAUAGGACAAGUGUCGAAUCCAGAGCAUGGGACGAAGAAGUUGAGGAAGGCGGGGCAGAGCAGGUGGCUGGGAAGGAGACCAACAGUUAGGGGGGUGGCGAUGAAUCCUGUUGAUCAUCCACAUGGUGGUGGUGAAGGGAGGAGUAAGAGUAGUGGAAGUCAUGGAAGGGUUUCGUUGACACCUUGGGGGAAACCUACUAAGAGUGGGUAUAAAACUGGGCCACUUAAGAGGAAAAAGUAGUCCUACGGGAGCUUUAGUGCACCGUGUUGCCCUGCCGUUGUUUGUUUGUGUUACUUUUUCUUAAUGAAGUUUAUGAGGAGACAAUAAUAUUCAGCAAAUGAAUUUAGAAACUUGUUUAGAAACUAUGGAGGUUUUUUGUGCCUUUUGGUUUGAUAGAAAUUGUGUUACUUCAGGUUCGUUUCAAUCUAAUGGUUAGUCAAAGGUUUAUUAGGAGAACACCUAUUAAGCUAUUGUUUUUGCAAGUUUUGAGGAUGUCUAGUGCCUCGACAUUACUCCAUUGUAAUUUUUACCUGAAAAUAGGUAAGAUGAUUACAUUUCAUUUGCUUAAUGUAGUUUCCUUUCUCUA